Molecule: messenger RNA, 2484 nt
Organism: Lathyrus oleraceus (garden pea)
Lineage: Eukaryota; Viridiplantae; Streptophyta; Magnoliopsida; Fabales; Fabaceae
Product: methyl jasmonate esterase 1
Exons: 2
Coding region: 1-372 (123 amino acids)
Biological process (GO): jasmonic acid metabolic process; salicylic acid metabolic process
Molecular function (GO): methyl salicylate esterase activity; methyl indole-3-acetate esterase activity; methyl jasmonate esterase activity
Source: RefSeq, a predicted model, not a curated record
AUGGAUAAGAGACAUUUUGUGUUGGUUCAUGGAGCAUGCCACGGAGCAUGGUGUUGGUACAAGGUUGUUGCUCUAUUGAAAUCUUCUGGACAUAAAGUCACAGCAUUAGACAUGGCUGCUUCUGGUAUUCAUCCAAAACAAGUGCAUGAACUGGAUUCCAUUGAAGAUUAUUAUGAACCGUUGGUUGAAUUUGUAAGGUCAUUGCCAGAAGAGGAGAGGGUAAUCCUUGUGGGUCAUAGCUUUGGUGGGAUUUGUAUAUCUAUGGCUAUGGAAUUAUUUCCAAAGAAAAUUGCAGUUGCUGUAUUUGUUGCAGCUAUCAUGCCUUCUCCUGAUCUAUGCUUCAUGACUAUCCGACAGGAGGUAAAAAGCUAGUUUGGAAGCUCAGGAAAUCAAAUGUAAGAUGCGAAAUCGAGCCCGAGCAAGAAAACGGAAGAAAAAGCCAAUUUUUGGAGAACCUGCUGUCCAUACGCGUAUGGCCUUACAUGAUACGCGUAUGGACCUUCCCAGUACGCGUAGCAUACGCAAAUGACCAGAGGGAUGGAAAAUUCAGCCAAAAGACCAGCUUCUGGUGAUACGCGUACCAGUCUGGGCAAUACGCGUACUGUAACACCCUUCUAAAAUACCCCAAUAAUUUAAAUUAAAUAUCAAAAUACAACAUCAGAGUAAUUAUGCAGUUAUGGGUGUCACAUAAACACUUCACACCAUGUUCCAAAAUAACAGUCAUGCUCUUUAUUUAAUCAAAUAAACAUUCGCAUAAAUCGCAACGGAUAUAAUUCAAAUCAAUCAAAACAUGUAACACAUUACAUGUAAAAUGGUUCAUAGUCAACAGUAAAACAUUCAAAACAUCCCUUCCCGAUGUUACAUCUAUCAGAGCAUGACCCCCUAAUGAACUACUCUAGACUCCAAGUACUAGCUCCUACUCAAUCACUGCUCGUUACCUGAAAAACAGUUGUAAGGGUGAGUUCCUCAAUCAAUAUAAUAAGUAUUAUAAAAUAUCAUGUCAUGUUAAGUAAUUUAACACACUUCAUCACCCUAAUCCAAACAUGUAUUCAGUAACAGCACAUCAACUCAACAUAAUACUCAACACCAACACAAACAACACGUAUAAUAUUGGAAUACAUCCAUUCAUAUUAUACGCCAUACAUAUAUUAUGCAAUGAGACUCCAUGCAUGCGGUACCGACUAUUUGUGAACAUAUGGUUCAACCUCACCGUCCAAAUCCAGGCACGGCUACCAAGCUCACUAGUCCCACUCAUUUGAGACAUAGUGACUCACUCACUAAUUCCUCACCAUGGGAAUUAGCUACCACCCCAAAUGGGCCAUGCUAUGCACGCUAAUCACCUAGCAUGCAACAUCAACAACAAUCAAAAUGAUUUACUCACUAAUUCCUCACCAUGGGAAUUAGCUACCACCAUAAAGGCCACAAUAUGCAUGCUAAUCACCUAGCAAUGCAACAACAACAACAACUCAAGAAUAGACAUAUGCUCACACUCUAAGCCAUAAAACAGUCUAUUCACAAAUGCAUACAUAACUGAUACAUUCACAGCAUCAUGCAUACCAUCACACAUCAUCAACACAUUUUAUCACAAAAGCAUAUCAUAUCAUGCCGCAUAAUCAAACACAGUAUUAGCACACUCUACUAAUACCUAUACUACUCAAAACAACGGGAAAAUGAUCCCUACUACGUCAUACAUCAGCUAAGUUACAUCACUCAGCCUAAACAACCAAACUGCACAACCAUAGUUCAGAAAAACCACAAGUCUGCCCAUACGCGUAUUGCCUAUGCCCAUACGCGUAUUGCCCAUUCCUGACCAAGUCCAUACGCGUAUUGCCCACGCCCAUACGCGUAUGCUACGCGUACUACAUUCUCAUACGCGUACUAACAGAGACAAUUUCACGUUCAAAACAUCAUCUUUUUCACUCAUACGCGUAAGGCCUCAUCCAUACGCGUACCAGCCAUAUCAUACGCGUAUUGCCUAGUGCCAUACGCGUAUGACCAGAAACCAGAAUUUCCAGAUCUGCAAUGGCUUCUCCUGCUACGAGAUCUAUCCAAUUCAACCUUCCACAGUCCAAAUUUUACACACAAUUCAUUCAUCUCGUCUAACCCGAAUCAUACACUUUCGAUUUCACAAAUUUCUAACCUUUCUACCUCUAAUUCCUACGAAUUUCUUCAAUUUUAAUCCCAAUUUCGUUCAUCCCAAAAGUUCACAAAUUCAUCAUACAUCAUUCAAUCAGAGGCAAAUCAAUGGUUUCUCACUACCCAUCACAUAUUAUCCCAUAAUACCCAUUAAUCGAUGAUAAACCCCCCUUACCUGAGUAAAUCCGGCAAUCUCUGAGCUCCAAGCUUUUCCUUCCUUCAACCUUCGUCCUCUGGCUCUUUGCCCUUUUUCCCUUUUCUGCCUCUUUUCCCUUUUCACGUGAAAAUAACUCUUUUUACCAAAUGGAACCUUUUUACUGAUUUCUACUUUUAUUCCCAUAAUAACAA